AUUCUUGAGUUAUGUAUCUGUAAUUACUGACAAACUAAAACCAUGCCUAUUUGUUUUUAGUUUUUAGUAUUAUUUUUAAUCAAGUGAAACAAAUAUAAUGUCGGCUUUCAGAUAUUUAAUGAAUAUAGCUUAUAUUGGAGCGCCGUUUAGGGGUUCCCAAAGACAAGUUGUAGGAACUUUUCCUAGAAAGGAUGAUCCCCUUACUAUCCAAGGCCGCCUGGAAACGGCUUUAAAAUAUUUAAGCCCUCAUCAAGAACCUGUAGUUUAUUUAUCAUCCAGUUCUAAAACGUUUGAUGUGAAUAAAAUGGAGGAAGGGGCGAAAUUGUUGGAAGGACAUCACGAUUUCAGGAGUUUCGUGGGAAAAGGCUCAGUGGAUAAGGUUACCAGGAGAUGUGUAGAGUACAUUAAAAUCGAACAAGCAGUAAAAACUGGAUACAGCCCUUACAGUUGGCCAAAUUUUGCUUCUGAAAUUGACGAUUAUGUGUUCUUGAAUAUCUACAUAAAAUCUAAUGGUUUCCUAUACAGACAGGUUCGAAGGAUUAUAGCAGCGUUGGUAGCUUUAGCGGACGGCAAAGUUACGAUUAGGGAUAUAAAGUUUAUGUUAGAGAUACCGUCGAGGCACAGUUGGUGUCCCCAGUUGAAAACUGCACCAGCGCACGGCUUGUAUCUUUGCCAAGUGGAAUAUUCGAAAGAGGAUUUGGACACGUUUAGGGCGGAUCUAGAGUCGGAUUUGUCGUAGGGACUGGUGUUUUAUUUUGUAAAUUUCAGUAUGGUCGGAUCUAGGGUGUACGUGGGAGGUUUGCCUUACGGGACCACGGAGCGGGACCUGGAGCGCUUCUUCCGAGGUUACGGUCGAAUGAGGGACGUUCUCAUCAAAAACGGAUACGGGUUUGUUGAAUUUGACGAUUAUAGAGAUGCAGAUGAUGCUGUUUAUGAACUAAAUGGUAAAAAACUUUUAGGGGAGCGCGUGACUGUCGAGAGGGCCAGAGGCACCCCCAGAGGACGCGACCAGUGGUCGGGCGGCGGUGGUGGUGGUGGCGGUGGCAGCAGCCGGUCGAGGAACGACGAUCACCGCUCCUACAACGACAGGUAUGGACCACCGACUCGCACCAACUACCGAUUAAUCGUCGAAAAUCUAUCGUCCCGGAUUAGCUGGCAAGAUUUGAAAGAUUAUAUGCGCCAGGCGGGCGAAGUAACUUAUGCGGAUGCACACAAACAGCACCGUAAUGAGGGUGUGGUCGAAUUCGCCUCUUAUUCCGACAUGAAAAACGCUAUAGAAAAGCUAGACGAUACCGAAUUGAAUGGUAGACGGCUCCGUUUGGUCGAAGAUAAAAAGACGAAAGGCAGACGUUCGGCUUCGUACAGCAGCCGCAGUAGAUCGCGCAGUAGGUCGGCGAGACGGUCGAGGUCACGCAGUCGUAGCUCUCGUUCUAAAUCGAAAAGUAAAUCCAGGUCCAGAUCCCGUUCGGUUAGCGCUAAGGCCGAAAGAGAAAAGUCCCACUCUAGGUCCCGUUCCAGAUCGAUUUCUCGUAAGAAGUCGGUCGAUCGUUCUAGAUCUAAUUCACGAAAGAAGUCCGUUGAUAGAGAUCGUUCACGCUCUAGAUCUAGGUCUCACUCCAGAACACCCGAUAAACGUUCCAAAUCGAGAGAAGCUUCCAAAGAAAGGUCCAGAUCCAGAAGCCGAUCCGCCAGCAAAGACAGAAGCAAAUCCAGAAGCCGAUCAAGGUCGCCGAAUUAAAAAUUAAUAAUUCACAAAUAAUUUUUAAGAACAUCAGUUAGUGUUUGUAAUUUUACGAAGUAGUAUGUAAUCAAUAAAGUUUUAUUAUACAUGUAAGCUACCUAUCUUUUUUAAGUUUGUUUCAUUAGGUAGAUUAAAGUAGUUUAAAUUUUUUGUAGACAUUGUGAAAGGUGUUAAUACUUUUUGAACGUUUCUCAAUUCCAUAAUUAAAAUAUUCUGAUUAUUGUCCAAGUCGUUAUCUUUUUGUUCUAAAAAUACCAUUAUUUUGAUACAACGUGUAAAUAUUAACUAACUUUUAUACUUUGCAUAAUAAUAUAAUACAAGUUUUUCAUGUAAUUCAAAAAGUGUAACAUCUUACUUUAUUUCACAAAAUGUUAAUUUUGUUCGAUAGCUUUUAAGUUUUACAUUCAUUAAUUGAAUUUAGAAGUACAAUUUAUUUUUAAAAAUGAGUUUGUUAGAUUCCAUAAAAUCUAAGAGAGGACUUUUAAGGAAAACCGAGACCAUUGUCACUCAUCUCGACGGGAUGAAAUACAAGGAAUCCAAAGACAAUACUGUCGAAAUCAUCGGAUCGACCAGCGGUUUUGUGAUCGACACAAACCCGGACAAAACGCCUGCAAAAAUUAUAGAAAAUCUGUAUUUGGGUUCCCAAGAUUGCUGUGAAUACGAGGUGUUACAAAAUUAUAAUAUAAAAUCCGUGUUAAGUGUGGGAAUUGAUGCGCCUCAAAAACAUCCGCAUGUAACUUAUCGAUUUGUUGAAUGUUUGGAUCUACCAGAAACUGACCUUAACGAAAUGUUACGAGAUAGUGUCGAUUUCAUCGAUUUUUAUCUCGAUAGAAACGAAAAUGUAUUAGUACAUUGCAAUGCUGGGGUCAGCAGAUCAACAUCUGUUGUAAUCGGUUAUUUAAUUUUAAGGAAAAGUUUCACUUAUGACAUGUCCUAUGAACUCUGCAAAGCCGCAAGAAAUUGCAUAAAGCCGAAUGCAGGUUUUGAAAGACAGUUGAAGCUUUUACGGAAAUGAUUUGGGGAAGGUAAUUUUAUUUAGAUAUAAUGUGAACGGUCAUAUUUUUCUAAGACAUUGUAAAUUUUAAUUUAAACAAACACUGUAAGGUGCGUCAAUUUGAUGUAAUAAACGUUUAUAACUACCUACAAUCUGUUUUUUUAAUUGCUUUGGAAUCAAUGACUG
This is a messenger RNA of Phyllotreta striolata, 2921 nucleotides long. The record is from the annotation of a GenBank genome assembly. Lineage: Eukaryota; Metazoa; Arthropoda; Insecta; Coleoptera; Chrysomelidae.